UUUAACAAUUAACGGGCGUUAACUGAACGGAUAAAAAAUAUUACUAUUAUUUAGAUUUAAAAGAACUGUUUAACGGUUUUAUUAUAAGAAAAUUUGAAAAAAAAACUUUUAAAUAAAAAUGUUUAUACAAAAAGUGAUUGACAAUGCCUCUCAAUCAGAACUGUGGAGUUUUUUUACUCUCUCACUGGGAGUAUUUGUUAUUUAUACCUUCUGGGGUUAUUUGAAAACAGUAUUUUUGUCAUUGAAACUUUCAGGACCUGCCCCUGUACCCAUAUUGGGCAAUUGUUUGUUAAUCAAAGAAAAAGAUUUAAUGCGUAAACGUGCCGCCAAUGCUUUCAGUCUCUAUGGCUCUUUGGUACGCAUUUGGGUUUUAUUAUUUCCAUUUUUUGUCGUCCUUCAGCCGGAUGAUUUACAAUUGAUUUUGUCUUCGAAAAAACAUACGAAUAAAGUGUUUUUCUAUCGUUUGAUGCAUAAUUUCUUGGGAAAUGGUUUGAUUACGAGUAGCGGUGAUAAAUGGCACAAUCAUAGACGUUUAAUACAACCCACCUUUCAUUUAAGUAUUUUGGAACGUUUUAUUGGCACCUUUGCUGAUGCCUCGCAGGCUUUGUAUGAAUCGUUGGAUGUUGUGGGUGGACAGGAAAUAAAUAUUGCCAAAUAUGUUAAUAAUUGUGUGGUGGAUAUAUUAAAUGAAGCGGUUUUGGGAGUGCCGGUUAAGAAAAAGAAUAACAUCGAUAUGGAACAAUCACCUUUUAGGCAAGGCAAACUGGUGAUACCACAACGUUUCCUACAACCUUGGCUCUUAUGGGAUAGUGUUUAUCACAUGACUAAACUGGCCUCCGAUGAACUUAAUCAAAAGAAACGUUUGCAUGAAUUCACUAGGAAAAUGAUCAUCAAACGACGUGAGCUAAAGAGUAACAAUAAUGAAACGGAAAAGAAAUGUUUACUAGACUAUAUGAUCGAUAUAUCAGAUAAUAAUCCCGAUUUCACCGAAGAAGAUAUAGUCAAUGAGGCAUGUACAUUUAUGUUAGCCGGUCAAGAUUCUGUGGGAGCAGCAGUAGCCUUUACAAUUUUCCUCUUGGCACAAAACGAAGAAUGCCAAGAGAAAUGUGCUGAUGAGUUAGAGCGCAUAUUUGGUAAUGAUCAACGGGCACCUAGUAUGCAAGAUUUACGUGAUAUGCGUUAUAUGGAAAUGUGCAUUAAGGAGUCGUUACGUUUAUAUCCUAGUGUUCCUUUAAUAGCACGUAAAUUGGGUGAAGAUGUACGUUUGGCCAAAUACACUUUGCCAGCGGGUAGUAAUGUUUUUAUAUGUCCCUAUGCCACUCAUCGUUUGGAGCAUAUCUAUCCCGAACCGGAAAAGUUUGAUCCUGAACGUUUCUCCCCCGAGAACUCGGAAAAACGACAUCCUUAUGCCUUUUUGCCUUUCAGUGCUGGACCUCGCUAUUGCAUUGGUAAUCGUUUUGCUAUAAUGGAAAUGAAAACUGUUAUCUCUAGAUUAUUGCGCAGUUAUUAUAUAUUACCAGUGCCGGGAAAAACAAAUUUUGAAGCCACAUUUCGUAUAACUUUAAGAGCUUCAGGAGGAUUGUGGGUACGUUUAAAGCCCAAAGAACAUAAAAUGACAAAUUUUAGUAGUUAAAUCUGCAAAAAAAGUAAAAAAAAGGACUCCAAACAAUCUUUUAUAGUUUUAUAUAAUAGAUGUAAAUUAGUUUUAAGCAUAAAGUAAUAAAUAAGUAUUAUAAGUGAUGAAAAAAUGAGGAAUUUAAAAAUUUUAAAAAAAUAUAUUUUAAAAAUUUGUAGUUAAUAAAAAAUAUAUAAAUUAACUCGUGCAGAACGUAGUAGUUUGCCCAGCACUUGCCGUUUAACACUAACUGACUUUCACACUUACACAAAAAAACAACAUGGUCCAACUCUGGUCAAAUCUACUGAAUAUUAUGCUAACAUCUAGCAGACAUUUAAACUCUCUAGUAAACUAUUAAUUAACACCUUAUAGCUCAAAAAAUAUAUAUGUAUACAAGUUAAAAAAGUUUAAUUUUAAAGAUAAACUCUUCAUAUUAAAUUUAAAUUUCUUUUCUCCAGGUUUAAGGUUAAUAAAAGAAAACACCCC
This is a messenger RNA of Lucilia cuprina (Australian sheep blowfly), 2101 nucleotides long. It is a transcript of the gene Cyp4aa1, whose product is annotated as probable cytochrome P450 4aa1. Lineage: Eukaryota; Metazoa; Arthropoda; Insecta; Diptera; Calliphoridae. The transcript is spliced from 5 exons. The coding region runs from base 119 to 1633 and encodes 504 amino acids. Gene Ontology annotation, molecular function: heme binding; iron ion binding; oxidoreductase activity, acting on paired donors, with incorporation or reduction of molecular oxygen. The record is from RefSeq and is a predicted model, not a curated record.